This is a messenger RNA of Lineus longissimus, 1392 nucleotides long. RefSeq names its product secretory immunoglobulin A-binding protein EsiB-like. Gene Ontology annotation, biological process: ERAD pathway. The record is from RefSeq and is a predicted model, not a curated record. NCBI's taxonomy places the organism in Eukaryota, Metazoa, Nemertea, Pilidiophora, Heteronemertea, Lineidae. Gene Ontology annotation, cellular component: endoplasmic reticulum membrane. The transcript has 4 exons. Gene Ontology annotation, molecular function: protein binding. Bases 2 to 535 code for a protein of 177 amino acids.
UAUGGCGGCUGACAAGGGACCAUUGCCCACUUCCACCGCGAAAGUAAGGCAGCGAUAUCAGCCACCUCCUGGUGAUUGGGACCCUGAUGUUCCAUAUGGUGGCAAAGUGUACCUUCCCAGGAAGAAAAAGGCAGACCCAAUUUACGUCAGAGUUGCUGAGGGAGCUCUCAUUGUGUUCACAGUUUGGCUGGCAUACUAUGCCUACUUCUACUUUGAAAAUCUCCAUUUCCACGUCACCCACGCAUAUGCACAUCUAGGGAUGGCAGAGGCACAGCAUCAAGUGGCCCACAGGUAUCUUGUGGGGAGGGGAGUGGAGAAGCACAAAGAUCAUGCCAUGCAUUGGUUCAAGAAAGCUGCUGAACAAGGCCAUGCUUCCGCCUCUUAUAACCUCGCUGUUGGACAUUUAAAGGGAUACAAGUCUGGGUUGAAAAGCGGUGAAGCCAGGAGGUAUAUCGAACAUGCUGCCAUAAGUGGAAUCAAGGAAGCCCAGGAUGCACUAAAUGAUAUAUGUGCCCAGGGAGGAUGUGACACAUAACAGAUGAGACCAGGCAUCCAUGAUCUGGAUGCUGUUCCUUCGGAACAUGAAACUGCUUCACAGGGUUGGAACUACAUUUGCCAGCAGCUAAAUCAGAUGACUUUGUCGUUCACAUGAGGGUUUAUUCCCCUCAUUUUUAAGACCUUUUUUGCUCUGUUGUGAGGACACCUCUGCUGGAGCCAUUAGAAUAUUGUUUUCUGUCGUAGGACAACCUCUGUGUUGAAAUAUGGAGGAGUAAUCAUGUAUUGUUUAAAAUAUUCGCAAAUCAAAGUCAUUUCUUGUGUUCUAGCAAUAGGUUUGUGUUGAUCAGGUCUGAGAUGGAUUCCUAAUAGACAAAUAUGUUUUUUAUCAUUCUGUACCAGCAGUUUGCAUUUAGCUUAUUAGGUUUUCUGUAUGUUUGUAGGUGGCAAUCUACCUUUAUUGUUGUUGUAUCUAUUGGCCAGUCAUGUAUUUCUCCGUCCAAUCACAUGUUUGACCAGUCUUCAUGUUUAUCACAGUUGUGUUCACUAGACAUGUUCUCUAUCUGUAAGAGUGAAUUCGCCAGCAACAAAUUCUUGCAGAUGACCAAGUUCUUUAAAAGGCAACCAAGGACCAGGUUUUUGCUGGGCAACCAAUGAAAGUUUAGAAAUGGUCUCAAGUUUUGAGCAGAAUUCAUGUGUCAGCUGCUGUAUGCUGUGCGCCAGGCAUUAUGGCAUGUUCUCUUAGUACAAAUCCUGUCUCUGCUUCUCAAUUAAACACUGCUGAUUUUGUCCAAUCAAUCUGCCAUUCUGCAAUUUAUAUAUCAGUGUUAUACACAAUAUGCUGUAAUGUAUAUUUUACUGUUAUUCGUUGUCUUAUUAAAUAUUGCAAUGAAAAUG